Molecule: messenger RNA, 1756 nt
Organism: Oncorhynchus keta (chum salmon)
Lineage: Eukaryota; Metazoa; Chordata; Actinopteri; Salmoniformes; Salmonidae
Product: coronin-6-like
Exons: 11
Coding region: 292-1704 (470 amino acids)
Biological process (GO): actin filament organization; cell migration
Molecular function (GO): actin filament binding
Source: RefSeq, a predicted model, not a curated record
AUAGACGGGACCCCUUUGACCCCUUUCCCAUAUCCCCUCCCUCCGCUCCUUCUCUCUCUGUCCUCCUUUCAGACCCCCUCCCUUCUUGCUCGUCUCGCCGCGUCAUAGUUGUACCUCGCGCCCGCCGCCAAGACCGCACCAAGUGUACAAAACUGGACCACAGAGAACCAGAGAAAACACUCCAAUAAGCACGGCGCGUUACCGAGAACAGAAAACUACCAAGGGAAGGGGGAGUGGAGAAUUCGGAGGGCGAACGACCGGUGGGAAUACCCAACAAAUACCGAGCUGACGAUGAGUCGCAGCAUCGUACGACAGAGUAAGUUCCGGCACGUCUUCGGACAGGCGGGGAAGACAGAGCAGGGAUAUGAUGACAUACGCGUUUCCAAAGUGACGUGGGACAGCUCGUUCUGUGCUGUCAACCCAAAGUUCCUGGCCGUCAUUGUGGAGUCCAGCGGGGGCGGAGCCUUCCUCGUCCUGCCCCUCUCUAAGAUGGGUCGUCUGGAUAAGAACCACCCGUUGGUGACUGGCCAUACUGGGCCUGUCCUGGACAUCGACUGGUGCCCUCACAACGACAACAUCCUGGCAUCCUGCUCAGAAGACACCACAGCCAUGGUGUGGCAGAUCCCUGACCAGAUGGGGACCCGGCCCAUAUCAGAGCCCAUCGUGGUCCUGGAGGGACACUCCAAGCGCGUCGGCAUUGUCACCUGGCACCCCACCGCACGCAACAUACUACUCACUGCAGGCAGUGAUAACCUGAUAAUAAUCUGGAACGUGGGAACUGGCGAGGCGCUCAUCUCCAUGGACGACCACCCAGACCUCAUCUACAACGUCAGCUGGAACCGUAACGGCAGCCUGUUCUGCACUACCUGUAAAGACCGACGCCUCCGUGUAUGUGACCCCCGCAAGAGAGAGGUGGUCGCGGAGAGGAUGGCUCCACACGACGGGAUCCGACCGAUGAGGGCCAUCUUUACCAGAGACGGAAACCUGUUCACUACCGGCUUCACCAGGAUGAGUCAGAGAGAGCUGGGCUUGUGGGACCCGACAAGUUUUGAGGAGCCCAUUGCACUGCUGGAGUUGGAUACAAGUAACGGUGUGUUGUUACCGUACUACGACCCAGACACCAACAUGGUUUACCUCUGUGGAAAGGGGGACAGUAGUAUCCGGUACUUUGAGAUAACAGAGGAGCCUCCCUAUGUCCACUACCUCAGUACCUUCAGCAGCAAGGAGCCUCAGAGGGGGAUGGGCUUCAUGCCUAAGAGAGGGGUGGACGUCAGCAAGUGUGAGAUCGCCAGGUUAUAUAAGCUUCAUGACAAGAAGUGUGAGCCCAUCGCCAUGACAGUACCUAGAAAGUCAGACCUGUUUCAGGAUGACUUGUAUCCAGACACGGCGGGUUCAGACCCAGCUCUGGAGCCAGAGGAGUGGCUGGAGGGGCGAGACGAGGACCCCACCCUCCAGUCCUUGAGAGAUGGCUAUGUUCCCCCUAAGAGCCGCGAGCUCAAAGUGGCCAAGAAGAACGUUCUGGACUCCAGACCCACCACCAGACGCAGCAUGUCCUCCUGCGACGGCUCAGCCAACCUGCCUCCUCAGUUGGUAGAGCGGUUGUUGGAAGAAGUUCAGAAUCUCAAGGCAACAGUUCUGUCUCAGGAGAAGAGAAUCUGUGACCUUGAGAAUAAACUCUCCAAGUACACCAACGGCACAGCCUAAUACACACACACACACACACACACACACACACACACACACACACACACAAACA